AUGCUACUCUAAAAAAUGUUAGCUGUCAAAAAGUAUGCAGAUUCUUUAAGACCUCCAAAAUUAGAUGUUUUUAGUAAAAGUUAUUUACAAAGAGUAAAAUAAAUUUCAUAAGAACUAAGAGAAAGUUAAUAAAAACCUAAGAAAUACUUUGAAUUCGAUGACAUGAAGUUCUAUGCUCUUGUAGAUUAUUUCAGUAGAUAAGGAUCAAAAUAAGAUUUGAUGCAUAUUAAUUUCGAUCCUAUUGUCAAAGAAGACAUUAAAUUUAAAACAGAAAAUACUCAUAAAGUAAAUACUGCUAGAACUUUUAGAAGGAUGGGAACAAUAAGUAAUAUAGAAAAAGAAGCUAAUUUUAUUAUGGCCUUAUAAUAAUAAGCUCCAUUAGGACAAGAUUUAGAAAAAAUUAAACAAAAACCUGAAGUUCUAUCACUAUUAAAAUUAAAUCAUUAAAAGAUGGAUUUAGCUGAAGAAUUCAAUUCAACAUAAUAUUUAUUUACUCCAACUAAUGCAUAAACUUAAUAAGUAAAUACAGUUGAUGAUGAUGCUAUGAAAUCUUUUGUUUAAUAAUUUUAUUCAAAAUAAUAUGAUGAAAAAUCCAACUUUUUAAUGCCAUUUAAAAGAAACAUAAGAAUGAGAACAUAAGCAAACAGUGAUUCCAAAAAGACACCUAGAAAACCAACUAAUAAAAUUAAAACAUAGAGCAUAUCUUGA
Molecule: messenger RNA, 708 nt
Organism: Paramecium primaurelia
Lineage: Eukaryota; Ciliophora; Oligohymenophorea; Peniculida; Parameciidae
Source: the annotation of a GenBank genome assembly